This is a messenger RNA of Poecile atricapillus (Black-capped chickadee), 902 nucleotides long. It is a transcript of the gene CLRN1, whose product is annotated as clarin 1. NCBI's taxonomy places the organism in Eukaryota, Metazoa, Chordata, Aves, Passeriformes, Paridae. The coding region runs from base 99 to 797 and encodes 232 amino acids. The transcript has 3 exons. The record is from RefSeq and is a predicted model, not a curated record. Gene Ontology annotation, biological process: sensory perception of sound; equilibrioception.
GGUGCCGGGGCUCUCCAGUAUCCGGGCUGUUGCCGUACCCAGGAGCUGGGCAGCGCCUCCCGGGCUGUAGCCGCGUCCCCGCAGCCCCGGGCGCUGCCAUGCCAGCGCAGCAGAAGAAGCUCAUCUUCUGCACGGCCGGGCUGCUGAGCUUGGCGUGCGCGCUGGGGACGGCGGCGGCCGUGGGCAGGCAGCUGUGGGUGAGGGGAACAUUGCUCUGCUCCACCGGGGCUCUGCUCGUCAACGCCAGCGGCCCCGAGCUGCACAAGUUCAUCGGCGACAUCCAGUACGGGCUCUUCUCCGGACAGCGAGUGCGGCAGUGCGGGCUCGGGGGGAGACCCUCGCACUUCUCAUUUUUUCCAGAUUUGCUCAGAAUUAUCCCUGCAAGUAUCCACGUUAGUGUCAUUCUGUUCUGUGCAGUGCUGAUUGUCUUUGCCCUGGUGGGAGCAGGGUUCUUCAUGUUCAAUGCUUUUGGCAGCCCCUACGAGACUCUGCACGGCCCCGUGGGGCUGUACCUCUGGAGCUUCAUCUCCUGUUCCUGUGGUUGCCUCAUCAUGAUUCUGUUCUCCUCAGAGGUGAAGAUCCACCACCUUUCAGAGAAAAUUGCUAAUUUCAAAGAGGGAACUUUUACCUUCAAGACUCACAGUGAACAGUUUGCGAAUUCCUUCUGGACCAUCCUGGUUUGCUCCCUGGUGCACUUCCUCAAUGCCCUGCUAAUCAGAUUUGCUGGAUUUGACUUUCCCUUUUCAAAACCAAAAGACUCGGGGACAAUCACAGGAGCGGUUGACCUGAUGUAUUAAAAUGAUGGGAUUUAAGGACAUUUAAAGUAAAGAAGUUUGUCACUAUUGCAUCAACAACGACCAGAUGUACCAACUUGUGAAUUAUUAGCUCUAGAGAAGGGGAAA